Molecule: messenger RNA, 6046 nt
Organism: Amphiprion ocellaris (clown anemonefish)
Lineage: Eukaryota; Metazoa; Chordata; Actinopteri; Pomacentridae
Gene: fezf1
Product: FEZ family zinc finger 1
Exons: 4
Coding region: 813-2132 (439 amino acids)
Cellular component (GO): nucleus
Source: RefSeq, a predicted model, not a curated record
CAAAAAGACAGGACCUAAUGAGAGGAGAGCGUGCAGGAUUUACAUUUCGUGUUGGUUCUUUAGUAGAUAUCUGUCAAAACACUUUCUAAAAGAUUCUUUUUUGCCGCUGACGCGCUUGCCAUCUAAAACCUGGUGCGUAAAACGAAAAGUGUUUGAGUCAGAGUUUGUGAUAGAGAGAUCAGAAACCCACCCAGGUUGACACUGAUGACUUGAAAUCCAUUUUCUGCUCAAUAUCGCGAUCCGUUUUCUGUCUUAAGUUCACCCAUACGGCAACUCUGGGUCUUCUCUGAACCGUGCGUAAAAGGGCUGGGUUCCAAAGACGGGGUUCCAAAUCUGAUCUAAAACUCUGAGCUCCUGACCCCGCGGCCGCUGCGCGUCUGGCGUGUUGCGAUUCAAAAAAAAAAUGAUGUCAUGCAAAGUCACAAGGGGACUCGGGAUUUACCAAGUACCUUCCAGUUGAGCAGGAGUCCUGCCAAGUAAAGAACGACCUCCUCCUCUACUCCUCCUCUUCCAGCGGCGACAAGCGCAGAGAAUCGACGGAGAAGAAUUGAGCAAAUUAUCUACUUUUCCGCUCUCUUUCCUGGACGAUAACGAUCGGCAAGGUCUCGGCUCUCCGCACGCCGUUAUCGAGCGAGCUGCGGCCGCCCGAUUGUCGUCAAUAAGCGGGGAAAUAGCGUCGGUGAUUUGGAAGGGGGGGUUCCCGGCAGAUGCUGCCCUUUCCUGCGGGCCAGUAAGGAGCAACACCGACCCCCGGCUUCUCUCCAACAGUUUGUAGUUGUAGUUGUUUUCGCAGCGCGGUGUAUGCGGAGGUGAUGGACGGUCCUCUCCGCCGCCCAGCGGGGAUCCUCAGCUCCCCUCCGGCUUCUGGGAGCCAGCCCGCGGGCUCAGACAUGCUCACCUCCGGCGGCAGCGGCAGCAAGCCUCUCGCUUUCUCCAUCGACCGGAUUAUGGCCAGGACACCCGAGCCCAAGUCAAUACCGCUUCCCAACUGGUUUCAGUCCGCUCCCGUGGGGAAACCCGAUGUUUGUCCGUCCUCGCUACAUUGCAUGAUCCCGCUGGUGCCGCUCGGGUAUGAGUCGGGCCACCGGCUCAGCAUCACCGGCCUGGAUCCGGGCCACUUAGACUCGUCUUCUUUCCCGGCUCCCGCAGACUUUUGGGGCUUUGGGUUGAACUAUAAGAACCAGCAGGAGGACUCAACUGUGAGCCAAACCACAGGCCAGUACAAACUCUUCAGACCCCGGGUGGUGAACCAGUCCUCCUUCCCCACCAUGGGCACCGUGUGCUACCUGAACUGCAGCGGGGACAGCGGUGCGUGUCCCCCGUCGGCCGGCCUCGUCAACCUGCACCCGAUGGCCUCGUACCUGCUCACCGCCCGGCACAAAGCCUUCAUGGCGGAGAAGAGCAAGCCGGGCCUGCAGCAGGCCGGGGAACGGUACCCGGUGUCCGGCGUGCAGGCCUUCAAGGAGCUGUCUCAGAGCCAGAUCGAGCACUACAUGAAGGAGCGGGACCACAUCCUCACCGACAAGAUCUUUAAGGGCUCCGCGGUGGCUGCGGCUGCGGCCGCCCGGCUGAACGGCUCCUGUUCAGGCAGCAAGCCCAAAGUUUUCACCUGUGAGGUCUGCGGCAAGGUGUUCAACGCGCACUACAACCUGACGCGCCACAUGCCCGUGCACACUGGCGCGCGACCGUUCGUGUGUAAAGUUUGCGGAAAAGGUUUCCGGCAGGCAAGCACGUUGUGCCGACACAAGAUCAUCCACACUCAGGAAAAGCCUCAUAAGUGCAACCAGUGCGGGAAAGCCUUCAACCGGAGCUCCACCCUCAACACGCACACGCGCAUCCACGCGGGAUACAAACCGUUCGUGUGCGAGUUUUGUGGCAAAGGAUUUCAUCAGAAAGGAAACUACAAGAACCACAAGUUGACGCACAGCGGGGAGAAGCAAUUCAAGUGUUCCAUCUGCAGCAAGGCGUUCCACCAGGUGUACAAUCUCACCUUCCACAUGCACACACACAACGACAAGAAGCCUUUCACCUGCCCCACCUGUGGCAAGGGCUUCUGCAGGAACUUUGACCUGAAGAAACACAUCAGGAAGCUGCAUGAUCCGGCUGGCGCACCAUCACCCCCACAAGCCUGAGAGACCCCAACAACGACUCUGUCCCCUUCAUCACAACACAUCAAAAGAAAAAAAGAAACCUUGAGACCCCCUGACCUCCACCAUCACAUGUCACACUAAACGUCUGUCUGCUGAAGGCAGAUUUAAGAAGCCCUGCAGGUGUCAGGGAAAAGAAUUUUCAUCAAUUAGGAACUUAUACCCCCAUGUUAAUAAGUUCUGUGCUUUCUUCACUCUAAUUAUACAUGAUUAAUAAUAAUUGGUGCCGUAAAAUAGCUAAACCAUAAAUAUUAAUUUAUAUUGUGUUUUGUCCCCUGGAGUUAGUAUUUUUACUCUGAACAUACCCUUAAAAGCUUUUUAAGACUAAAUAUCUUUAAAUCUGACCUAUAAUUUCUUUUUAUAUGUGCUCAAUAUAGUUCUUUUGUUGCAUCAUUUUAGUCAUUUGUACCCUGAAAUUAUUUAAUUCUGCUCAUCUGUAAUAUUAUCAAAGAUGUCAACAUCACCACCACUGAGGCUGUGUCCUUCAUGUUAUUUUUUGGUAUCUGCUGAGCACUUUAUUGUGCAUAAUUACAUUAGAAAAAUACAAAUGCUGGACUGUGAAAGCUGAUUCUGAUAUUUUUCAAUUAAACAGUUUGAAUUUUGAUAGCUUCACGGGGAAACAAAAUACCUGAUUAAAUGAAUAUGUGUGCAGUAUUUGUGCACACUACCAUUAUAUCUGGGCUGUGCAGAGGAAGCUGAGACAGAAUUUAGACUGGAGGUAAAUUACACUUAAAAUCAGACAAAUGUCACUCUUUGUAAAAUGAAAUGUUAUAAGAUAGCAGCAUCAAAAUAUGCACCUAUGGAUGUUUAGUGUUUCAAAAAAUCCUGGUGGCAGUCAAAACUGUUUACUAAACCUGAAGCUGCUUUUUUUUAAAUUAGUCUUUCAGGAUUAAUUAAUAUGAGGGUACAAGUUGUUAAAUUGCAGGAACUACAUUAAAAGGAAAACCAUUCUUUAAUUAAGUUCCUUUUCUGACUUUUGCUUAAAGUUACUUUAAAGGAAUCCCCUGCUGAUCUAAAAAAGUCAGAGAAAAACACAAAUAAAGGUCAAAAUCUAUGCAGUGAGUCAAGCUCCAGAAACAUUGGAUCCUACAUUUCCCAUGAUGCACUGAGUCAUUUAACUAGAAUCUUCCUAUCUGGUAAAACAACCCUAAACUUUUACAACUUAGAAGAACAGUUUUCAUCGACUGAGGAGGAUCAAUGCAUCUAAAAGGAUUGAUUUCUAUGUGUAUAAUGGUUAAAGUGCUCCUUUAGAUUUUGACUAACUGGCAUGUUGUUUGUGUGUGGCCACUUCUGAAAUGGAAGAUGGUUUACCUUUUACCUUUGGUUUACCACAGGGGAGUUUGCCAUUGUGACAGGUAAAACAAUACAGUGAUGAUGUCUCUAUUUCUAAAAUUUAAAAUAGUCUAAUAACAGACAUUUCUUUUGUACAAGUGUCCUCUGAUGCUCCGCCGCAAAUGUGGUUCAGAAGAAGCACAAGGGAAUACCUGUCCUCGAUUCCCCUAUUUGCCUCUCAGGCCUGUUGUCCCCAAACUUGGCCCUUUCCCUGUACUUCACCUUUCAAAAAACACCCAAAAACAAGCCAUUAGGACACUUGUCAAUCCCCCGGGCCCUGUGCUAUCCUCUCAGACCUAAUGCAACCUGACCCCAACCCCUGACCUCUGACCCCCAAUGCUGGCCUGGACUUUACCCUGAAUGGCUUCAGUCUCUUAGCCUGUGUUGGACCGAGGACAUUUGACAGAAGAGAAACUGAACUUUCCUGUCCUCUGAUUAUUGUUUAGUUAUUCUAAUAAUGAUGGCUAAUUAUUGCAUCAUUAGUCAUCAGUGAUUAUUAGUCCCUUAUCUUUCAGUUGGAUCUCAGGAUGUGAGAUUGCUGACCUGUGAGACCAGAGAUGUGGCAGCGAGGAAACUGCACACAUCCUGUUAGAUUUUAUUGUAUUUUAUUGUCCAAAACUACAUUUUUUCUAACAUUUUAAAGGACAAUUCUGGUGAUAUUCUAUAUUUUCUUAAUGUCAACAAAUCCCCAAACAUAUACACUACCAUUCAAAUGUUUGAGGUCACUUAGAAAUGUCCUUAUUUUUGAAAGAAACACAUUUUUUUUCAAUGAAGAUAACAUUAAAUGAAUCAGAAAUACAGUGUAGACAUUGUCAAUGUGGUAAAUGACUAUUCUAGCUGGAAAUGGCUGAUUUUUAAUGGAAUAUCUACAUAGGAGUACAGAGGCCCAUUUCCAGCAACCAUCACUCCUGUGUUCUAAUGCUACAUUGUGUUAGCUAAUGGUGCUGAAAGGCUAAUUGAUGAUUAAAUAACCCUUGUGCAAUUAUGUUAGCACAUGAACAAACGUGUGAGUUUUCAAGGAAAACAUGAAAUUGUCUGGGUCACCCCAAAGUUUUGAAUGGUAGUGUAUGUUUUCUCAUGUCAGAUUGCUGUUUCAGAUUUUCCCUUGGAUAUCUCUGUCUGCACAGAUGCUGUUCGUAAAUGCUUGGGAAACGCUAAUGUAACCAUUCAGCUCUGCAAGUUGCACCCUGAAAUGUAGUGAACUUUCGCAAAAUUCUACUUGGGACAGAGAUUUUUGUGGUGGGUAAAACCAAAUCCUAGGACCUUUAUCGAGACUCUGCUUUUCUCUAGUUUAAAUGCAGGUGGAAGAACUGACUUUUUCAAAAGAUUCUCAGGAUCCAGGUAACCUUCCUGGGGUGGAAACAUAGCUUUAUUAAGAGUGGAGCUUCCUAUCACAGCUCCUGUAGAUGUGUGAAGACAGUUGUGCAUUAAGGAAGCAUUACAGGUAUGUCAAGUGCACUCACUGUCAGUGUGACCUCCAAACAAAGAGGUUUAGAUAAUCUGGAUAAACUGCUUUGAGUGAUGUCACCCUAUUCACAGAUCCUACCAAUUAAACUGGUGACAAAGUGUUAUAAUUCCUGAUGGAAAUGAUGUACAAAAUAAUAGAAAACAACACUCUAAUUCAGACCUACCCCUGAAAAUGUAGUACUCUGUGCUGCAUUUUAAAAUGAGUAUUAUUCACAUGCUGUUCAUGUGAACUGGAUGAGAACACCACAGCUAAUGAAAGCUGAGGAUGGCAAGUUUAACCUCCUACUUAAGAGCCACGUUUCCAUUCAAAUGUGGCCCAGAUUUUAUUCAGAUUUUGACAAAAUCAACUAAAGAAAAUGCAGAUUAAUGUCUGCUUUCGUGAGAUGAACACAUGAAGUUGGUUCACAGAGACAAGCACUGUUUGUGCUCAUUCUCCAGUCAAUGCCGAAACACCCUGCAAAAGAAGAGGAAGCAAUGAAAGUUCAGAAAACACAAAAUAUUUCUGUUAGCUUCAUGUGCUAAUGCGAAGAAGGUCAGAAGAUUCUUAUUGCUUCACACAUAUCAGACAUUUCAUCUGCCAUUAUCCUUCUCUCUCAUGAAGUGGAGCUUCAUGUUAUUUAUUCUCCAUGUCUGCUUCUAUUGUAGAUUCCUUUUGUUGCACCAUUUCAAUAAUUUUGAGAUUCUUUUAAAUUCAGUGUUUCCAUUAAUGAUUUUUAAUGUGCAAAUUUAAAAUGCACAUGAAACAGGUGGAUAGAAAUACACCAGUUGUUUCAUAUAAACUUUCACUUGCUGAUGUACAGAGGCCCUGUACAAGGAACAAAACACACAUUGGUUUGGUCACAUCUCUGGUCCUGACUGACAAGCUGAAACUUUAGUCCUGUUAGUCUGUUGCUAUUUUUGAUUUCAAUCUCAGGAUUAUUGUUUAAAAAAAAAAAAAAAGUGUUUUAUGAUAUUUAUUUUAAAGUGUACUACUCUUAUAACUUAAAGAGAAGCGCAAAGCUGAUGACUACGGUUUAUAAAAAAGGUUUGUUGUCAUGUUGAAAAGUUUUUGCUGGACCUAAUGCUGCAAACGCUUAAUAGGGAAACAUAAUUAAAAUCAA